Messenger RNA from Penicillium cinerascens, 2019 nucleotides. Its product is annotated as DnaJ and TPR domain protein. The record is from RefSeq and is a predicted model, not a curated record. Lineage: Eukaryota; Fungi; Ascomycota; Eurotiomycetes; Eurotiales; Aspergillaceae. Gene Ontology annotation, molecular function: protein binding. The coding region runs from base 1 to 2019 and encodes 672 amino acids. The transcript has 3 exons.
AUGGUCCAACUCGCCCACAUUUUCAAAAAGGAUAAGGACAAGGAGAAACAAACCACCGAAAGCAAAGAGAAAGUCCAGGACAGAAAAGAAAAAGAGAGGAAGAAGGACGAGCCCGACAGUCCCGCCUCUUCUCCCCGAACGUCCUUCUCCACCGCGCGCAAGUCGCCCUCCAAACCUUCCAAACCUUCGCCCUCUAAGUCCCCCACCAAGAACCGCUUCACUCACAGUCGGUCUUCCUCCUCCACCUCUAUCCCGACUGCCCCCUUUCGGUUCGGCAAGUCCUCAAAAGAGAAAGAAUCUCACCCACUCAAUCUCCCGCCCGACGAGCUGCGCCGUCGACUGUCGGCCAUGGCGGCAUCCCGAGAAGACCAGCGGAGUUCCAUGGACAUCGAUCCUCAGGAGGCUCAGCUGAAGAACGGUGUCAACGGCACCGAGGAACGGAGUCCUACCCCGCCUCCGCACCGGUCAAACUCUUCCUCCACGGAUGAGGCCGACAACUUCAAGUUGGCCGGUAACAAAUUCUUCAAGGAUGGCGACUACCGUCGCGCCAUCGAGGAGUACAACAAGGCGAUCGAGAUUAACCCGAACUCGUCGGCCUACCUGUCCAACCGCGCGGCAGCCAACAUCUCCGCCAAGCAAUAUCUCAAUGCGCUCGAGGACAUCGAGCGUGCCAACGCCCUCGAUCCCGAAAACCCGAAGAUUUUCCACCGCUGGGCUAAGAUCCUGACGAGCCUGGGUCGGCCGAACGAGGCGCUGGAGGUGCUGUCACGUGUGGAUCCCCCGGCGACUGCGACCGACCGUGCGGCAGCGGAGAAGAUGCAGCGCUUCAUCUCACAGGCCGAGCAAACCCUGGCCGAAGAUCGGGGUGGCUCGAUGGCCGUUUUCUGCCUGGACCAGGCCCGGCAAGGACUGGGCGGUGGUGUGAAGGAGCCGCGCAAGUGGACCCUGAUGGCCGCGGAAGCGCAGCUGAAGAUGAACAACAGCAACUCGCUGGGCAAGGCACAGGAUAUUGCGAUUGGUUUGCUCCGUGAGAACAGUCAGGACCCGGAUGCGAUGAUGAUCCGCGCGCGGGCGUUCUAUGCCUCCGGUGAGACGGAACAGGCGCUGAAGCUCCUGAAGAUGUGUCUCGGGCUGGACCCGGAUAUGAAGGCGGCUAUCAAGCUGCUGCGCAUUGUUCAGAAGCUCAGCCGUACUAAGGAAGAGGGUAACGCUGCGUUCAAGGCCAAGGACUACCAGCGAGCGAUUGAUCUCUACGGCCAGGCUCUGGAGGUCGAUCCCACCAACAAGGACAUGAACGCCAAGAUCCUGGGUAACCGUGCCCAGGCCUACUCCAACAUGAAGCAAUGGGAGUCGGCCGUUGCGGACUGCACUGAAGCCCUGCGUCUGGAUCCCUCAUACCUAAAGGCCUACAAGACCCGCGCCAAGGCGCAUGCGGGCGCUGAUAACUGGGAGGAGGCUAUCCGCGAUUAUAAGAGCGUUGCUGAGAACAACCCGUCCGAGCCGCGCAUCGCGGAGGACAUCCGCAAGGCCGAGUUCGAGCUGAAGAAGUCCCAGCGCAAGGACUACUACAAGAUCCUUGGGGUUGGCAAGGACGCCAGCGAGCAUGAGAUCAAGAAGGCCUACCGCAAGAUGGCUAUCCAGUACCACCCGGACAAGAACCGCGAUGGCGAGGCCGGCGACGAGAAGUUCAAGGAGAUCGGCGAGGCCUACGAGACUCUGAUCGAUUCUCAGAAGCGCGCCGCUUACGAUAACGGAGACGAUCUGAUGGACCCGUCCGACAUGUUUGGCGGCGGUGGCUUCGGCGGCAUGGGCGGCAUGGGUGGAAUGGGCGGAAUGGGAGGAGGUAUGGGCGGCAUGGGAGGUAUGGGCGGUUCGCAUAUCAACAUCGACCCCAACAUCCUCUUCAACAUGAUGAACGGCGGCGGCGGCGGCGGCGGCGGUUUCGCCUCAGCAGGCGGCCACCCCUUCGCCGGCCAGUCUCGCGGUGGCGGCGGAUUCCCCGGCGGCUUCCCCUUCUAG